ACUCUACAUAUAUCCCAGUAGCCAACACCCCUCCAACUCACCUAAACCCUAAUUUCUGUUCCAGAGGUCUCCCAAAACCCUAUAAAGCUUUUACCUUGAAGCUUCGGCACUCGCCCUCUGCGCUAGAAUUCUCCGCCAUCAUGACUGCCGAAGCUGUGAACCCGAAGGCAUACCCGUUGGCAGAUGCCCAGCUCACGAUAACUAUUCUGGACUUGGUUCAGCAAGCUGCCAAUUACAAACAACUCAAGAAGGGUGCUAAUGAAGCAACUAAGACUCUGAAUAGAGGGAUUUCCGAGUUCAUCGUGAUGGCGGCUGAUACAGAGCCCCUCGAAAUCCUUCUUCACCUUCCACUUCUUGCUGAAGAUAAGAAUGUGCCCUACGUUUUUGUGCCAUCUAAGCAAGCUCUUGGUCGGGCAUGCGGUGUUACCAGACCAGUUAUUGCCUGUUCAGUCACUAGCAAUGAGGGAAGCCAAUUGAAAUCUCAAAUACAGCAAUUGAAGGAUGCCAUUGAGAAGCUCCUGAUCUGAGCGUGUAAAGCGUUUUCCAGCAUGAUGGGCCUCUGGUGCCACCCCCGAGGCUUUGACUGAGCGAGUUUCCCUGUGCAUGGCUCGCUGUCUGUUUUCUGUUUUCCUUGACCUUUCUGUACCGUGAUUCAUAGAGUUCUAUGUACUAUUGGCACAUGAAUAUGAGGAUUCUUGCCCAUUACUUAUUAUUAUGUGGAUUGUUAUCUUAUUCACUGAGUGAGUUUUCUGUCCUGUGGGAUUCGAUAUAUAUUUCAAUUGAGGUG
Messenger RNA from Sesamum indicum (sesame), 787 nucleotides. RefSeq lists its product as uncharacterized. Gene Ontology annotation, cellular component: nucleolus; ribonucleoprotein complex. Lineage: Eukaryota; Viridiplantae; Streptophyta; Magnoliopsida; Lamiales; Pedaliaceae. Gene Ontology annotation, biological process: ribosome biogenesis. The record is from RefSeq and is a predicted model, not a curated record. Gene Ontology annotation, molecular function: RNA binding.